AUGACAGAAGAUUUCCCUGAAUACAUCAUCAAAGAAAGAAAAAGCCAGGAAGGCGAAACCAUGUAUUACGUGAAGUGGAUUGGAUGCGAUCAUGAAGGGAAUACUUGGGAAGGAGAACAGAAAAUGAAGCUAGAGUGGCCAGACGCAGUGCGAAGAUACAAAAGCGACAUACAAACCAACACAUAUGACCAGCCAAAGCCAAAGCUCUUUUCUGAGCAGGAAGUGUUUGAUUAUACGAAUUCGGUGUAUGAUUGGGAAGAGGCUGUGGACUCAAUUGAAUAUAUAGAGAAAUCAAAGAUACCCGGGCUGCUGAUCUAUAUCAAUUGGAAAAAUGGAUACAAAUCUGUACAUCAUUCCACUGAAGUCUAUGCCAAAUGUCCACAAAAGAUGAUUGAAUACUAUGAACAGCAUUUUAGAUUUUGCAAAAUCUACGAUUACUAG
Molecule: messenger RNA, 441 nt
Organism: Mucor velutinosus
Lineage: Eukaryota; Fungi; Mucoromycota; Mucoromycetes; Mucorales; Mucoraceae
Gene: cut15
Product: Importin subunit alpha-1
Exons: 5
Coding region: 1-441 (146 amino acids)
Biological process (GO): negative regulation of transcription by RNA polymerase II; chromatin organization
Cellular component (GO): nucleus; pericentric heterochromatin
Molecular function (GO): chromatin binding
Source: RefSeq, a predicted model, not a curated record